Lycium ferocissimum is the source of this 947-nucleotide messenger RNA. RefSeq lists its product as uncharacterized. The record is from RefSeq and is a predicted model, not a curated record. The transcript is spliced from 9 exons. Lineage: Eukaryota; Viridiplantae; Streptophyta; Magnoliopsida; Solanales; Solanaceae. The coding region runs from base 159 to 665 and encodes 168 amino acids.
CUCCUCAAUGUUACUCAAUUGCAAGAUUUUAAAGAGAUUGGCCUAUUUUUUAAACAAAUCAUCCUUUGCUUUCUCCUUUUUCAAAAUGUCCCAAAAUACUGAUAUUCCGUAAAAAUCUGAAUGAGGAGGUUCCACAAACUCCUAUUUACCGUGACUUCAUGCAGCUCAGCAACCAACAACGAUAUGAAAAUUAUCCGAUUCAAUACCCAUAUGUUCAACCCCCAUCUGAUCCAUUCCUGUUCAAUCAACGUGACAUGUAUUCUUCCCCAAGACCUAUGUUUAAUCCUGUUCCUGAACUCUCAUUUGGUAUCGGUCAGAAUUUACCUCCAGAGGGAUACAACGCCAACUCUAAUAGGGCAACCAUUCCUUCAACAAGAUAUCUGAGAACUCGUCGCACAAGGGCUAGCUACAGGCGAGGAAGGAUGCCAAUAUUUCGUGGAUCGUCUUCACAUUCAGGCAGAGCGGCCACUGAAAGAGAAUAUGAGACAAAUAACCAAUACCAAAAUGCUCCAUGGAGUAGUUAUCCAGCAAGAGAUCCACGGAGAACACCAAUUCCUAACAGUCUGUAUGAUCCAAGCUAUGCUGAGAAUGGUCUGCCGGUGGAUCCUUUCUUACGCGCUAUGCAGUUGAAUCCAAACUUCAGCAACAGUAGAGGUAACAACUAAGGAACAAACUGAGCUGGCUAGAGAUUUGAAGAUUCUUAUGCAGAAGAAAUGCCAGCUCGUGAUGGAAACUUUUUAUUUUUGUUUUGUUAAGUUUUGUUAUUUUCUUUGUUGGAAAGUGAGGAGGUUUGAGUGGUGGAAUUGUCCUGGUUGUGCUUGUUUGGAAAAGUUGUUUGGUGAAUGACUAUCUUUUUAUUUCUCUUGCAUCUUUUGGAUCUCUUACAUUAUGAUCUAAAGAUUUCUUUUGAUCAAAUUGAAAAUUUUAUGAGAAAACGUGAAAUAAGU